CUCAUUUUAGAUUAUUUUUAUUUCAAUCCCCGUCCGUUCGAUCCACACCCUUCGCUUUACUCUUUUCUUUUAUCAUGACCGCCACAGCUGCCUUCGAAGCAUGGGCUGCCCAGCAUCACAUUGACGCACCGCAUAUUGCCAUUAAACAAACCCAACAUGCCGGGACAGGUCUUUUUGCCAAACAAGCCAUUGUUACCCAUACCGAGCCUUUGUUACGCAUUCCGAAUGAUAUGCUCAUUACCACCAAAAACGCGACACAUUUGCAUCUGACGGAAGAAUUUCGGAACACUAUUUACCAGUUAUUUGACGGUACAGACGAGAUGCAUUUAGAAGGGAAGAAUGAACGCUUGUUUCUCAAGUUAUUUUUGGUGCAUGAACGGUUUGUUCAUGCCAAUGACUCUUUUUGGAAACCGUACAUGGAUGUGUUACCAUCGCUCGCGUUUUUCCAAGAAAACCACGUCCUGUUCAAGAAUUAUGCCGAACAUUUAGCUGGAACCACGUUGAGUGUAUCCAUCAGUGCCAAACAAAGAGCCUUACAAAAUGAAUUGGCGACGUUGCAAGAAAAAGCGUGUGGCUGGCUCGACCAAAUUACGCUUGAACAAUGGUUUUGGGCCGAUGCCACUUUUUGGUCUCGCGUGGUCAGUCUGGACGAGGAAAAUGAAGCCGUCGACAACGGUCAAGCUACCCAUCUAGCGUUGGUUCCAUUUUUUGAUUUUGCCAAUCAUUCACUGACGCCCAAUGUUCGAUGGCAGCGAGACUCUCAAGAUAAUAGUUUCUUAUUGAUGCCUUUUGAAGAUGCAACUAUUGGCGCGCAUGAUGAACUGUUUAUUUCUUAUGGCGCCAAAUCCAAUCAGGAGCUUUUGUUCUUGCAUGGAUUUACUUUAAGUAACAAUCCGGAACCUUUACGUCUGCGAUUGCCUGUCACCCCUUUCUUAGCCGGUCCAUCCCAACCGGCCAUCAGCCGAUUCCUGCAACAAAAUGCCAUGGAACCAUUCGUUGCCUUUGGUUACUCACACGACUCUGCUCCAUCGUCGUCGUCCCAAGUUUUACCAGAUUUCCCCAUUGCUCAUCAAUUAUUUGCAUCCACGGGAUUUACCUAUCCUUCCAUUGUUCUCAUGUAUCUUUUGGCACUGGAUGAAGACGACGGUUUACGAAUUGAUGAACAAGAAAAUAUCGUGCUUGGCAACAAACAAGUCGAUGCAAUGGAUGGCGUCGCCGAAUACACAUCGCAGCUUGAACAUUUCAAAGUGAUUCAAUUACGUGUCAUUCUUCUUCUAUUAGAUGCACUGACGUACCAUCACGGUGAACUAUCUCAAUCCAUACCGGAAACCACCCACCCUUCGGCUUUAACGAAUCACAUCGCCGCCUAUCGUCUAGAAGAGAAACACUCUUUUGAAUGUGCUAUUGACGCCUUGGCUCUUCUUCGUGAAGAGCUUCUUCAAGAACCAGUCGUUAUACAAUACAUGAGUAGUCAGGAACAACAGUAAACAGUUUCAAUAAAAAUACACAUAUACUCUCCUCUGAGAUGUCUGUAAGAAUCCAUGAAAAGGAAGUGGGAGAGGCGCUAUUUUAGAAAGAGUGCAAGGUUUACUCACAACGCCGUUGGCAAGAGAAUAUCUACUUUGAGCAUGUGUAAUAUUGGAAAUGUUGUCAAAAGAGAAUUCUGUCAGAACGUGGGUUGGCAGCGGAGGUUCGAGCACCAUCGAUUCGGUAGACGUUAGCACCGUUUUUCGCAUUGCAGCGUCGUCAGCGGAAAGUUGAGUUUCGCUUAUACUUUUUUUAUCAGCUAUUAAGCAAGAACUAAACGAUGGUUGGAAGCUCUGAGAAAUCUGGCGCAGUGCCAGGUGGCGAGUCCUUAUCGGAAAGAGCCAUAUACAAUUUGCAAAAUCCCAGUAUUUCAGGACGACAAUGUCUGGCGGUGAACGAAAAAACAAGCGUCACAUGCAUUUCGCGCUUGAUCCAUUAGUCGGCCAAAACGGUU
Molecule: messenger RNA, 1981 nt
Organism: Radiomyces spectabilis
Lineage: Eukaryota; Fungi; Mucoromycota; Mucoromycetes; Mucorales; Radiomycetaceae
Exons: 1
Coding region: 75-1487 (470 amino acids)
Biological process (GO): peptidyl-lysine monomethylation
Molecular function (GO): protein binding; protein-lysine N-methyltransferase activity
Source: RefSeq, a predicted model, not a curated record